UACAGACGCCAUGAAAUGAAUCAAGCUAGCUAAUGUCUGGUUUGUCAAAUUAUUGAUGCGGUGGUUUUGAAUCACGUUUGAAUUGAAGUGCGAAGCUUCGCAUUGAGUUUAUUAUUCGUUUAUUAGAAUUCCUAAAAAUAUCUUAUCAAUGGACUUAUAAAGUGUGUGAGAAACAAAGUGAAAUACGCGUGAUUGAGUGUAAAAUUAAAAAUCAUGGUUUUGGCUGAACGAAGUACUGAUGUUCGAAACGGGAAGCGUUCGAGAGGACCAAGCCCAAAUGGUCAUGGCAGUCCAGAUUCCAGCUCUGAAGACGAGAAUGUAGUGCCAUUUGCAGCUGAAAAAAUUAGAGUGGGUCGUGAUUAUCAAGCAGUAUGCCCCGAGUUGGAACCAGUGGACCAGAGGAAACCAGAUCAGAUAUCUGACAGAGCCCUACUAGUUUGGUCACCUACUGCUGACAUAUCAGAUAUUAAGUUGGAUGAAUACAUAACAACAGCAAAAGAAAAAUAUGGAUACAAUGGUGAACAAGCAUUAGGCAUGUUAUUCUGGCACAAACAUGACCUUAACAGAGCAUCUAUGGACCUUGCAAACUUUACACCAUUUCCUGAUGAAUGGACAGUGGAGGACAAAGUGCUUUUUGAGCAAGCCUUUCAGUUCCAUGGCAAAAGCUUUCAUAGAAUAAGGCAAAUGUUACCAGAUAAAUCAAUAGCAUCACUAGUCAAGUAUUACUACUCAUGGAAAAAGACCAGAGCUCGAACAUCUUUGAUGGAUGUUGUUGGGGAAGGUCGCAACCCCACUGGCUCUGGAACUGGUAAACGGGAAUCUGGAGCUGGCUCAGAACCAGGAGGUUCUGACAAAGACUCUGAUAAUGAUGAAAAGGGCGAGGGCGGCGGCGGGACUAGCAAGUGGUGCACCGUGUGCGGCAUUCUGUGCUCGCAGACCACCGCGCACAACUCGCACAAGUUGUGCCAGGCAUGCCUCGUGCACGCCAGACGCACGGGCUCGAUGCGACCGCUGUGCGGGCCCUCGGGGCGACGCGGGCCCGGCUCGAAACAGCAGCGAUACAAGCACCGGUUGCCGCGCGGCAUUUACCUCAAUCACGACGAUCUCGUUGCCAUGGCGACCGGCCCGCAGCCCGGCGACGCCUCCCAGCCGGGCCUGGUCAAUCAGGGCGAGGCUAUGCUCAAAGCGAUGGACAGAGAAAUUAUCUCGCUCAAGAGACAAGUGCAACAACACAAACAGCAAUUGAGUGCGAUGAAGCGUAAAGUUGGUGACGCGGGCGUUGAAGAGCUGCGGCCCGGGGAACCCCCAGCAAAGAUUAACUCGCGAUGGACCAAUGACGAACUACUCAUGGCAGUAACAGCUGUGAGGAAAUAUGGUAAAGACUUCCAAGCCAUCGCUGAGACCCUUGGUACGAAGACUGAGGCGCAUAUUCGCACGUUUUUCAUCUCAUACCGACGCCGCUACAACUUGGAUGCCGUACUUCGGGAACACGAGGCAGAUCGCGGAAAUGCUAAUCACAUACAGCCCGGUACAACAAGCACGGAGUCUGCAGAGAAUGACGUAGAGAACAGUAAUAAUGGAACUGGGUCACCACAGACUAAAGAUGAGAAAACGGAGGUGGACAGUGAGGGCGUUUCUAUCGGCGCUUCCGCGGAGCAAGGCGGACCGCCCACCACGCCGCCAAAGCACAAGUCCGCUAAGUGAUGCCCGCCACACAAGCGGCACGCGAGAUAAACCCUACACCAUUCACUCUACACUAACACCAAACUAUUACAGGUUUUUUGCAAACACAUUAUGUUUGUUUUUAUGUACAGUUACCGUCACGAAAGUUGAAAUGGAUGGUGUUAAAGCUCAGCAGGGCUAGAACAGGCAGGAGACAAAAAUGGGUGGGUUGCAGAGCAUUCAAAUGUCAUCCUAAGUAUUCCUUGAGCUGUGCUCUGUUCGGUUUUGUGCCUUGCAUGCCUGAAAGAGAUCGCUAUGUAGCAAUAAGGCUACCAAAUUUUACCCUGUAUCUUGCUCUAUUGUGUUCGUAACAUUGUAACAAGUUUUUUUCUUUGGUGUUCAAUAAAUUUGUAUUUAUUCAUUCAUUCAGUGAUUGUGGAACGAUUGAUGCAAUGCAAUGGUACCUAUACUACGGCGUAAUCCAGUGUGCCCCACUGUUAAGUGUUAACCCGAGUUUAAUUAAUUUUUAUCGACAUUUAUACUUUAAAAUCCCGAUUAUGAUAUCAAGUACGAUUCAAAUAUGUAAAAAAAAAUACAACAUUCGCUAGAAACAUUUUAAAACAGUGUAAAAAGAUAUUGUGCGAGAAAAUGCAAUGGGUUUGAUACCCUUCAGACAUUUAAAAUUGUGCCACUGCAUUGCAUCCUUAAAUUCGACACAUCGCAAGGGGAAUCCCCGCAGGCGGGUAGUUUAUUUGCCAAUAUAUAGAAUGUGGGGAUUUCCCGCUGGCGGGGCAUUUUCCAUUGAAAUUUACCAGUUGAUAUCUUAGAAAUGACUUUUAAAUAUUCACCAGUAAAUAUCUAAGGCAUGGGUUAAACAUUUCUCGCAACACUAGACCAAUGAAAAUGUGCGCCGAUUGGAGAACAGCUCUACACUUUUUUCUGGCGUUCCCCACAUCACUGUAGCAUAAAAUUGCAGUAAUUGCCUUCUUUUCAACUUUCUUGAAGCGGACUGUUUUAAGACAGGAAACAUACUUUUAACUCGUUAUUUAAUAGUUCUAGAACGCAGGUUAUAAGUAAGUUUCCACCAAAAUGCUCUGAGUUAUUAUGAGCGCUGGGUUAUUUAAGUAAAACAAGUGAUUUCUGUUCCAAUUAUUGAGCAUAUGUGUUGAUCACCUUCCUCGCUUCGGCAGAAAAUUAGUGAAAAUUUUGUACUUUUAAAAGCUCUGAAUUUCUGUAAUAUAAUAUAGAGUACACUCAAACGUCGAUUAGUUUUUGAGUGUCGUAUGACAUGACAAAACAGAUCUAAUGCUCCUUGUCACAAUCGUACAUUUCGUACUACUCAUUUUAAUUUCACUAAGUUUCCUCUAGCGGCUUUGGCUAUAGAUGCAUAAACGAUCUCGAAUUUUAAAACAAGGCGCUUUGAGUCUGUUUUAACUUAAGCUUCAAGGUUAUCGAUUUUUGAAAAUGAUCGACGUUUGCGACGUUCAUUUAUCAAAAGCUGAUAGUAUAUGCCCAUACCGAAUGUUUGCGGAUAACUCAUUGUUUUAUAGUGUCAUAAAUACAUUCUGGGUGGUACUAUCAACUGUCUUGUAAUGUACUGAAACUAGAAAGGAAGUGUACUCUGAAGGAAGUUGUAAAUAUAGCCUAUAUAAAUUAUCAUACUAAAAUUCAAACAUCAUGAGCAAGCAUAAAACAAAACAAACUGACUGUUAUUUUGUAUCCUUUGGUAUUCAGCUUGCCACAGAUUAGCGAUUCUACAGUUCAUACGUACAUCUGGAGUAACUGCGAUUAUAUAGGCUAGACUAACCGCUGUGAAUUGCGGCUCCCUCAAUGAUGCAAUGCUCCCAGAAAAUAAGGCCUCAUAAACCCACCCAAUUACAAAUAAAGUCAAAUAUGCCAACCGUUUCGAUCUUACCCAAGCGUACGUACGUAACUGAUAAAACAAUAAAGUAAAAGAUUCCUUUACUUUUAAGCUAUGUGUAUUAUUAAGCAUUUCUUUGCUUUAACUGUGAAAGAAAACAUCGUGAGAAAAACGUCUUGCCGUGAGAGAUCUUCUUAAUGUUCUCAAAGGCGACUGAAAUCUACCAAUCCGCAUUUGGCCAGCGUGUGGUAAUCUGUAUGAUCGCUAAACUAUGACAAUACACUGCUAACCCAGAAACUUAAGCUGAAGCCUUAUUUUAACAUCGUAGCUUUUUAGAUCCCAGCUUUAAAUAGCAUCUAUUAUUAUUUAAAAAAAACAUUUCGAUUUCGUCCACUAGAUAAUUACGUAGUGAUACAAAUGAUUAAUAAAAUAGCAUUUAAUUUCGAAGAGAUUCCAUGAAAUGUCAGUAUAAAUUAUAUAAGAAUUGUGUAUUUUGAUUAUAUAUUGGGAAAUCAAGUGAAGGACAUUACAAACUCAGUAGGUCUAAAAUUUUAGAAUGUAGACUAUUGUGAGUGAUAUUCUAUAUUUGUGUUAAACUGGCUAGAGUCCUAAGUUAAGAAUAAGAACUCAAAGGUGGUAUUUUGGCAGGGCUUCAGUCAGGCUAAAACUGGAAUUAAUAUAUUAUAGAUAAUUUAAACAAGAAAAAUAAUGUAUAUAUAUAUAUAUAUAUAUAUCACGAUAAAUGAGCUAUUUAAAAAAAAUCAAUUAAGGCUGGUAAUUCCUGAGUAUCCUGAGGUUUCUUACAUUAUUACAAUGUAGGUUUUGUAUCAAACUUAAAUAUGCCAGCAAGAAAGUCUUGACCUUCGCCGAGUAUAUUACUUUCGGCGUUUCUUGAUAUACCUUUAAUAAACCUAGCAUGAAGGAGUUAUAAUUAACUGCAGUGUUUUGUCACUUGAACAUCACCUUUUAAAUGUGAACAAACAAUGUAUAACUGCUCCGACUUUAUGCCACGUUCGUUAAUAAGAUCCUUAAUUCGCGAAUUAUCGCGGGUACGAACUCUUGUCUGUAUUGACAUAUGUUGUGAUCAGCGCUCUUAUUGCAAUAUUAAAGAGUAUUUUUUGACCACUAUAAAUAACCAUUAUAAUGUAAAAGUUAAAUGGUUUUUUUUCUUCUUGUUUUAAAUUUCUGGCUUCUAUGCUACGGUUUUUUAUUUAACCAAAAGGAACUUGUGUAGAUGAACUAAGUGUAAAUGAACUUAGGCUUUAAAGCAAGAUUACCUAUCUUGUUUUAAAGUCUUUUUUACUAUGAUAAUACAGUCUACAGUUAACUUGUAGAAAACUACAUUUGCCAGCGUGCAAAUCUCUGCCUUACGGUACUCUGAGCUCUGCCAAAAUAACUCUUUAUGAUGAUUAAAGAUACCAAUAGGUCUCGUAUGAUUAAAUAUUAGUUUCGUAGUAAGAUAGUAUCGGAAUGGUUUGAAGCGAUUUCUAUAUUUCAGAAAUCAUGGUAACAUUAUGAGUAUAUGUUUCAGAAGAUGGAUUUCAAUUUUGUACAUAUGUAUUCUAAGUAAUAUUAGGAAUUAAGAUUUAUAUAGGUUAAAUAAUUAAAUAUAUUAUUUUAAAACAAGGUACAAUACAAACACAAAUUUAAUUUUAUGAGCCGUUUGAUUUUCGCUUUUUAAAAACCAUUUUAAGCUUUUACACUUUUUCCCCAAAAAGUGACUCGCUUCUAUCUCUAUUUUCUAUAUGGAAAACCGAUGUUUUAUAUCUAUAGAAAUUUGAAUCUAAUAAAACACAAUAUUGUUUUCUAUAAUAAAAAGCAAUGUUAUUUUUCAUUAGAUACAAGCAAUCCUUAACUUCUGUCGAAUAUGUACAAAUUUGUACAUACAAUAUUUAGAUAUUUAUUAUAAGUACACAUAAUAAUUUAAAUGCAGUGCGACAUACUAUAGAAACUAAUAUAAUUUUACUUUUUAUAGGUUUCAAAUCAAAACUGAUUUGAUAAAUUAGGAUAUUUGAUUAGGUAAGACGCUUUUUUAGACUUUAAGGCUAGCUGUGUUCCAAAUCCACUGGCCUGGAGGCACUCGAAGUUAGAAGUUCGCUAGCUUCACUCUUAAAUAUUCUAUACUUAUUAUCAAAUAUAUUAUUUUGUAUAAGGACAUUUUAAGACGUGGAGCGUGCAAUUAAUCUAGAAAACUAAGUUUAAUCAUAUACUCGCAUGCUUAAAGUACUACUACCUUAAUAUAAUAUGAUAUAAAGUAGAGAUCACGGUUUGCACGGCAACAUUUACUGUUUAAAAUAAUAAAAUAUUUAUAUAUGGAUAGUGUUUUUGCGAUCAUUCUUUGUGUCUAGACGCUGUGUUAUAUCUGAAUGCGCAACGUUCACUUACACCUUAUUUUCAUAACGCGCGAAAAGAAGUACUUGAAAAAAUAAUUUUCAUUAGAAUCAGGCUGAUUAUUCGAAUGGGAGAUGACUGAUAUAUCUAAUAUUAUAUAACACUAGUUAAACUUAAUAGGUCUCGAUUUCGAUUUAAUAUUAUGACAUCUCCAGGUACUAAAUACGUUUAAAAAUCGUUUCAAGCUCUUGGCAAGAAUAAUAAUAAUUUGGCCUUAAUAUGGGUAUAAAUAUACACCAAAAAUAGAAAGGGACCUAAUAUUCACACUGUGGGACACUCAUUUAGGUUGAUGUACCUUGAGACUAUGUUAUGCAUUCUUUUCGUGUUAUAGUACUGAUUUAAGAUGCAAUCAAAUUAAAUGCAAUUAAGUGGUACCCAUUUCUAAGAAUCCCAGUAGGAGCAAGCGAUACAAGUUAUAACUGCUUGACGCACUCUUAAGCGCCAGUGUCCCUACCCGCCGAUUUACUCCCAUCCAGUCUCUAUAUUUCGUAAAAUUAAUGAAAAUGGCGCAUAUGUGUAUUUUGUUUAGAUGAAUUAAAUAAGCUCAUAUUGUGACAUUCGGAUAUAACGAUAGGUAAAUUAAUUUACAUAUCUAAAUAUUUAUGAUAUUGCCGAUGGUAAAUGUUUUCGUGCAAUCGCCAAAUAUAACAUUAUGUAAUACACUAUAACUAAGAGCUAAACAAGUUUCCAUAGAUUAUGUUUUUCAAGUCCAUCAUAUUAAUGCCUUAAUAGUAAAUUAGAAUUUAUAGGUUACAACACAUUGUGUGAAUGACGUUAUGUGAACUGAAACAUUUAUACUAAUAAUAUUUAUUUUAAUGACACAAACACAUUUUAUAUAUCAUUGAUGAAAAUAUAUGACUAAUAUAAUUAAUAAAGAGUGUUUGCCCAAUAACAUACAAACUGAUAUUAUAACACCAUUCACAAACAUUACUUGAUGAACGAGGUCUUAAAGUGCAUUUGAACGCAUUGCGUAUAUUAAUAGUAAUUUUGGUAUAUAAGUUAGGUUCUAAGUAAGUAAAUUUCUGGAUAACUAAAGCUAACUCAUUUUUUUCUUGGUUUUGGUGUGUUUUUAUGCAUAAGGUUAGAUCUUUAAAAGCCCUAAAAUCCCAUUUAUGUCUGGAGAUAGUUUUACUUACAACUGAAACUAAAACGGGCCGGAUGUAGUUCAAAACACUUUAUUUGCAAAUAUCAAAUUAUUUGCCUGGAUCAUUGUGUAAGAAGCCACAUACCCAAUUCCAAUUUACUCGGUGUUUGAACAUGCGCUUUUGAAAUUUUACAUCUUUGUUCAUGUAACUUUUAUAUGAUACGCAUAAAAAUAAAUGACAGUCGAAGUAAAAUAUAUAAGUGAAAUCCCAAUAGUUGCCUCGUCUCCACUGCAUCGUUAGUACCUUUUAGUGUUUAAGUUUUAUACGUCUUCAAUUAUCGUAGAGUACUUUUCAUGUUUUGAAACCCUGACGGUCCAGUAAAAUGGAACUUAUCAACUUAGAUUUAAAGCUUAAACUUGUCUGCUGUACAUCCGGCGGUUUGUAAUCUACUCACCAGUAGGUACUAGAAUCCGUGACAAAUGACCGAUAUACAAUGAGUCUAUUUUUCUUUAGACGUUACAGUGGUUUGAUACUCGAAAACGUCUACUGCAAGCGUGGAAAUCUCUUACUAACGGUAAAGGCACAGUGUAAAGAAGUGAUAGAAUAGUUCAAAGCCUUUGUUCAUGCUGCUAAACAGAGUAGCAACAUUGUAUCGGGGCGGAAAAAAGCCUUACCGUAGUAUGGGUCUACCGCACGAUUGCUCGCUCUAAACAGCUUUGUUAGACCUCCACAUGAUUCCUUUCGUUUUAGUACGGGCGAUAUCGAUAGUCGGAGCGGUCAUCUGUCAUAAAAAAAUAGCUUUGCUUGAGUAAGCUUAUGUACCUUUUUGACCUAGGUGUAAACUAUUUUAAUAUUAUUAUGGUCCAGAUAUAAAAAAGUAUUCUAGCGACCAUUUUCUAGCAAUUAUUCAAUCAUCACUACCUAUUUAAAAUGAUUUUAUACGUAGUAUAAAUACCUUAAUUUAUAAUAUUGUAGCUACAGAAUUAUAUAUAGACAAAUGUUACUAAAUAUUGACGAUAUUUUUGUACACUCUAAAGACAUUCAAUACAUAUUUUAAAAUUAGGAUCAUGUGAGUUAAAACAAUAGUUAUAUUCUAGUAUUAAUUCUUAUACAGGGCAUGUUGUAAAUAAUGGAUAACUUUACUGUAAGAUCACUGGGCAAAAUUAUAACCAUUUAAAAAAAUCAUAAAUACCCGUGUCCCAAAACUAGGUUUUAGGUUUCCAUAAUUUAUUUCAUAAUUUGGUUUUACUAAAAUAGUCAAGAAUCUUCAGGUGUUAGGUUUUCCAUUAUUUACAACACCAUGUAUGUUAGGCUUUAGUUCCUCUAAAUUUAUUGUAAUAGUUAUCAUAAGCAUAAUCAUUAAAGAAUAGCUUUAAUAUAUGUAUGUUAUGUACAAAGUCCCCACGGUGUGCAAUGUCGACACUGACCGGGCAGAAUCAUUUAAUCAUAUAAAAAAUAAGUCCUAAGUUAGGAUAAGGUUCCUUUCUGGCGUGCUAUAAUAAGAUAAACAAAUAGCCAAUACGUAUGUAUGUACUACCCCCAAUUGACUAGAAGUAUUAUUUUUACUGUAUUUAUAAUUGCACUGAUAACGUGUAAUUUUUUGUACUUAUAAGUACAAUUUUUUUUUAAUUUCGUGAAAAAGUUUAGCUAUAUUCAGCUAUUCAGCGCAACUGUAAGCUCUGUCUAAUAUAAAAUUAGCCCAAGCAGUGGAAUUUGCACACCUUAGGAACUUCGCCCAUUACUUGUGCCUACAUCACGAAUGAGAUGAUAGUUUUGGUUAUUGAGCCGAAGAUUUGGUUACCUAUGUAGAUUUGUGAUUACCUUUUUUUGUAUAUAAAUUGAAUGCUGCGAAUAAAUGCGCUCGGAUAUCAAGUGCUUACGAUAAAGGGAAAAUAAAAAUUAAUAAUAAUUGA
Messenger RNA from Pararge aegeria (speckled wood butterfly), 8912 nucleotides. It is a transcript of the gene CoRest, whose product is annotated as REST corepressor 1. The record is from RefSeq and is a predicted model, not a curated record. The transcript has 10 exons. Gene Ontology annotation, biological process: regulation of transcription by RNA polymerase II; negative regulation of DNA-templated transcription. NCBI's taxonomy places the organism in Eukaryota, Metazoa, Arthropoda, Insecta, Lepidoptera, Nymphalidae. Gene Ontology annotation, cellular component: transcription regulator complex; histone deacetylase complex. Bases 214 to 1704 code for a protein of 496 amino acids. Gene Ontology annotation, molecular function: transcription corepressor activity.